Messenger RNA from Rotaria sp. Silwood1, 1987 nucleotides. The record is from the annotation of a GenBank genome assembly. NCBI's taxonomy places the organism in Eukaryota, Metazoa, Rotifera, Eurotatoria, Philodinida, Philodinidae.
AUGGGUUCAAAUUAUCUAUGUGAUUUUUUUCAUACGUAUCAUUAUGAUAGUAAAAGGCGAAAAUUCACAUCAUCCUUAUCAAUGGGUGUCUUACAUUCAUUUCAUCGUGAAUUACAAGGUUUAUUAGCUUCUUUAGAAGCUUUUCCAGCUGCAUUCAAUGGUCAAUUAGAUGUUGUUAAAAAAUUUAUUAGAGAAUAUCCAACAUUUAAAGAUAAACCAGGAUUAUGGGAAACAACAUUACUAUUUUCAGCAGCACGAAAUAAUCAUUUAGAUAUUGUUAAAUACUUGAUUAAAGAAGCACGUUGUUCUGUCAAUGCUCAAAAUCAACGUGAUGUUAAUUUUGCAUUGAAGACUUCUGGAAAAGAUUUCGCUCCUCGACCAACAGCAGCAUCGACAGCUCUUCAUGGUGCUUGCUUUUAUAAUCAUUUGAAUGUUGUGAAAUAUUUAAUUAGACAUGGUGCUGAUUACUUUAGUCGAAAUCAGGCAAAUGAAACACCAAUAAAUAAUGGAGAACAACAUGCUGAUAUAAAAAACUUUUUUCGAGAUUAUCUUAUUAUGGGUUAUUCUAUUGCAGCUUCAGAACGUAUACCUAAUCAACCUGUGAUGGAUGAUUAUCAACGCCCAAUACAAGACUGCAUGUGGGAAUAUAAACCAAUUCAAGAUCCUAAAUGGUAUAAGUUUACUGAACCGGAAGCCAAAUCUUUGCAUAAAGCUUUAUUACCAUCAGAAGAAUUUCAGCAACAAGUUUAUUUGAAAGUAGCCAGAGGUUUAUAUAGUGUAUCAAUUAUUGAAUUUUUACGAUCAGGAAGACAUGAACAAGAUCCACAAAAAAAUAUGGCAUGGGUCCGAUGUCGUGGUUCUAGUGUUUUAAACUUUGAUUGUUUUUCAAUCUGGCAAAUGAUGUUAACUCAACAUCCAAAAGUAAACAAAAGUACAGAGGCUAUCGCAUCCUUAAAAAUACAACAUUUUCCAGUUAUGAAUAGUAGUCGCUUUGCGCUUCAAUUAAGUACUUGGUAUAGUUGUGAUGAUAAAACAAGUUCAUUAUUAGAUAAUGCUAUGAAUUAUCGACGAAAAAUUAUUUCAAUUAAUAUACCUUACGUUGGUGAUGACUUGGUUUUAAAUUUACACACAUUUGAGUUUUCAAAUAAUGGCAACACAAUUGUUGGAUAUAUUCGAUGGAUUCCAAAACUUAUAUCUAAUACUGGAAAUAUAGAACAGAAAAUCGUGUUUGUUGAUAAUUACCAAUCUACGGUUAAUAUCCAACCAAUUCCGUUAACUACAAAACGUUGGAAACUUUUUCAAGAGAAAUAUACUGAUGAAAAACAAGCGAACAAUUUAGCAAGUCAAGAAGAUAAUGAUGAUGAUGACAGUGGCUUACAUAUGGCGACAAGAUUUGUAACAGGAAAUGAUGAUGAAGCCUAUGAUGCUGAUGAUGAUAUUGGCGAUUUGACUAACAAGAGGAAAGCAGCAAACUACAAUAAUGAUACUUGGAGUAUCACCGAUCUCAAUGAUGAAAACCCUAAUAUCAAACGGCGCGCUGAUACCGACUCAAGUGCAGGAGACAAUAAAAUUUCGGGAAAGCCUAUCGGACCUUUUCCCCACGAAAAAGUUGGUAAAGAUAUACCAGCAGCUGUCAUCGAACGACCAAAUCCUACGUUACAAGCUGGUACAAUUGAUGCUCUUAACUCUAAGUUAGAAGGAGAUUUAAAACAACAAUUAGUCAAUAAACAAACUCAAGAACAAAAACUAAAAGAUUUAAUCAAACAAAUCAAAGCUUUUGAUUAUGAUCAUAUUGAAUCAUUUAUUGCACAAAAUUAUUUAUUUAGCAAAACAGAACACAUUAUUAAUCAUCUUAAAACAAAACAUCCAAUUGAUGAUUUACUACCGGGAAUACUUACUAUUAGAAUUACAGAAAAAAAUAACGUUUAUUGUGUAUCAGUUACUGGUCUUCAAGUACAUCAUGAUGAAUUCAAACUUGUUCUAAAAC